AUGACAGAGCAGCAAUUCUUUUGGCAAGGCCAUGCAGAUGGACAACCUGGAGCUUAUGUCACAUCCAAGAACCAUUUGCUGAUGACUGCAGUGUGCUUCAACAUGACAGAUGCUUCAUGGGAUUUCUUUUCCAAGUAUGAUGGAAGUGCACCUCACCACUGUCACCUGAUGAGUGAAUAA
Molecule: messenger RNA, 180 nt
Organism: Darwinula stevensoni
Lineage: Eukaryota; Metazoa; Arthropoda; Ostracoda; Podocopida; Darwinulidae
Source: the annotation of a GenBank genome assembly